Molecule: messenger RNA, 756 nt
Organism: Lactuca sativa (garden lettuce)
Lineage: Eukaryota; Viridiplantae; Streptophyta; Magnoliopsida; Asterales; Asteraceae
Product: miraculin
Molecular function (GO): endopeptidase inhibitor activity
Source: RefSeq, a predicted model, not a curated record
AUGAAGCUAAUUAUUUCAUUCAUUUUCGUCAAUCUCUUCAUCUUCAUCACCACUCUCUCACUUCUCUCCGCCGCUUCCAGCAUAAUCUACGACUCCACCGGCAACAAGCUUCUAAGGGGCAUCCCGUACUACAUACUCCCCCUCCUCCGUGGCUCCGGCGGCGGACUCACGCUUUCUCAGAACACCAAAGAUGCUUGUCCACUCAACGUCACCCAAGAGUCUUUCGAGGUCAACAAUGGAGCUCCAUUCACCUUCAACCCCAUAAUUCUCGACGAAGAAAUCAUCCGUGGAGCUUACCCCGUUUCUAUCGAAGCUGAUGUCGUAAACCCUUGCCAUGGAUCGAACAUAUGGAAGGUAACGACGGCGACAGCGGCCAAGGACGACGAAGACGAUCUUCUGACGAAUAUUAAACAUAAGAAGAAGAAAGAUGGUGAUAAAGUUGUUUCUGUUCAAAUAGUGACCACCGGCGGGGAGUUUAACAAGCCGGAAAGUUGUUUUCAGGUCGUGGAAGAUGAUGUGAUGCCGGGAUUGCAGAGCUACCAGAUUCAGCAUUGCCCGUUUAAAUGUGGUACGACGAGUACUGAUCUUACUUGCUAUAACGUCGGCGUUGUUAGAGAUUCCGAUGGCAAGGGAUAUCUUGGUCGGACGGAUGCUAUCUUCCCUGUCGUGUUUACAAAUUCUUUACGCUCGUCUAGCCAAUUAAUGGUCAAAGUCAGCACAUCUAGUCAACCGGGGAAAUUAAUGAGGUCCGAAUAA